AAACAAGACGUAGGAGCUAUUUCCUGUGUGCGAUCAUUUCUCGCAGUAGUCUUUGGUUGAUUGUGUGUAUUUAGUAUUGUUUGCCGUUUCGUGGUUUGUGAGAAGCACAUCAGUUUUGCUAACAUGACGCAGCUUAGGCGUGUUUGCAGCGGGGACCUCUGACUAGCAGCGAUGUCCGUUUAGUCGAGAGCAAAAUGUCCAGCUCGGACACCGACCCAACGGACCGCUCUCCGGAAGCAGAGUCCAGCCAAGGUGAUGCCGAAGGCUCGACCUCGGCUGCGACGCAGACAGAGGAGAAAACACCGGGCGUGCGCCAGAAGCUGCGGACCCUGACAUUUGGCCGUCGCCGCAAGAACGCAUCCGGCUCGUCGUCCUCAGCGGGCCCAUCUAAGGAGCAGCCGUCCCGCGAAUGCAAGCCGAGGAAAGGCGGCAGCAGCUGGGGUUUCAAGCUUGGAUGCAGAUCGCGCCGCACGUCGUCGGCAGCGGAUCCCGUUGCGAGUGAUCACCCUACGGGCUGCCCGAUAUGCAUAUGCACCGGUUACCGUCGCACCGAGGAGCGCAGCGUCGAUCCCGAUGCCAGCGUGAGGGUCACACCGCCGCGCAGUCACGGCAAGUUUGCCUGCGGCUCGGACGGCAAGUAUCGGGGCGACGACUACCAGGUGGACGACUGGGACGAGCGAGCUCGCAAGGAGCGGGCCCGCGAGAUCGAAGAAGGCGUCGACCCGCCUCCGGGAUUCCGUAGCGACGGGCGGCCGUCAACGUCCUCCUCCUCUUCCUCCGAAGAACAGCCGAGGGCUCAAGUGCCUUCGCCCCAACCUCUGCAACCGCAGCUUCCGGAGCUCGCGCUCGCGCUGCGCAACCAGCUGAGCUUUUCCAACGGUCCCGAGAGCCUGUCCGUGCCGUGGGAGGUUCUGAGCCAGAUAUGGGACGUGGCCCCGCAAGUGCACACCCAGGUGGACUACAUGCACUGCCUGGUGCCCGACCUGCUGGGUAUCACCUCGUGCGGCUUCUACUGGGGCAAGAUGGACCGGUACGAGGCCGAACGGCUUCUCGAGAACAAGCCCGAGGGCACCUUUCUGCUCAGGGACUCCGCGCAGGAGGAGUACCUCUUCUCGGUGAGCUUUCGACGGUACGGCCGCUCGCUGCACGCGCGCGUCGAGCAGUGGAACCACAGGUUCAGUUUUGACUCUCACGACCCGGGGGUGUUCUCGUCACGCACCGUGUGUGGCCUGGUGGAGCACUACAAGGAUCCGUCGUGCUGCAUGUACUUUGAGCCCAUGCUCACCCGUCCUCUGCACCGAACUUUUGUGUUCCCGCUGCAGCACCUGGCCCGUGCGGUCAUCUGCUCGUGCAUCGCCUACGACGGUGCCGCCAAGCUGCCACUGCCCCGGAGCCUCAAGAGCUACCUGCGGGAGUACCACUACAAGCAGAGGGUCCGAGUGCGCCAGAUCGAGGACGGCGGCACCACAGUCCAGAUGGGAGAAGAGCUGCUGGCACAAGGCGACAUUGAGAAUGGUGUGGAGCAUCUGAGCAGUGCAGUGGCCGUCUGCGGCCAGCCCCAGCAGCUGCUGCAGGUGCUGCAGCAGACUCUGCCUCCCCAGGUGUUCCACUUGCUCCUGCAGCGCCUGCCUGUUGUCUCGCAGCGCCUGGCAGACAGUGCCGGAGGCCCCCCGCUGGUUGAAGACGACGUUGAGUAAGCAGCGCCAGCACCUCAAGGCCACACCUGUUGCCAACCGGCCGCUCGCGUUCACCACUAAUCAGAGGAGCCCCCACCAAACUUGGCAGUCAAGAUGCUUGGUUCAGGCAUCUCCCUUGCUGCUGAUUUUUACUGUCGUUUGGGAACCAUUUUGUAGUUCAUUUUGUUUUUUUGUUGUUCCUUAAAUCUCACUGCUUCCCGAAGAACAUAAACGAAAAUUAUGGCAUUAACGAUAGGCAAUAAAACUACCUGCCUUAUAAAGCUUCUGCCAGCUGUUAUCAAAAUUUGAAAAUUGUAGGUGAAAGUCAUGUAAGCAUUCACUGAUCAUACCACAUGUCGCAUACUGCUUGGCAGAAGAUGCCCUUUGCUGUCGACGCAGCAUAUCAGUUUGCAUGGCCAUGCGAUUAAGAGAUUCUUGCGUGUGUUGCCGAAAGCUUGUGCAUAUGAGAAAUUUGUUGCCGGAGAUCAUUGGCCUGAAAGGCACUAUUGUAAAGAUUUCUGCCAUGUCAGCGAGAGAGAUGCCAUAUUUUUCUUUAGAAAGACUAGUUUCAAAUUUUGCUCAAUCUAUAAAGCUAUGUCAAAAACUAAGUUUGUCUCCGAGGCUGCGAUGUGUGUCUUGUCAGGUUGUGCUUGCAGAUUAUUUUCUCGGGAACUUCGUAAUGCACUGUUUUUCCUCGGUAUGUGUAUGCACGCUAAGCUGUUACGUUAGUUUCUGUAACCAAGUGGGGCAGAGCAUUAUUUUUGUUUGCCCCUCCGACUGUGUUAGAUAAUUGUUGUUGGAAAGAAACGUAUGUGAAAUGUUACCAUAACAAGUGUUGCAAGCAGCCAGCGUAGAUACAAGAGGGCCUAAUGCUUGUCAAGGUCUCGUGUAGAACCUGAAGAAGCUUAUUUACUUUCGGCCACUCUGAAGCAGUUUGGCGAGACUUUUACGUAUUAUACCCUGGUUGCAUGGGUCACUUUUGAUCCUGAUCAGGCUUAAUCGCAGUUGAAAGUGCCCCCUGUGAGAGGGGUAUAAGCAUCCUAGCAUUAUGAGGAAGUGUCACGUUGAAAAGCACCAUUGUUUGCUGAUUAGUCGUUCAAUGAGGCAACAACCACGUGUACUGAUGAGGUAGCAACUGUCCUUCUGGCCUAUGAGCACCGGCAAUAUGUACUUGACUAGACAGUGUUCACUCUUGUGAAAACUUGAGUUUCACCUACUACAUAUUAUGCAAGGAACUACUCUACACUUAACUGGACUGUCUUGCAGCAUUGGGAAACAUAGCAGCGAUGGCCGUGAUUGAUGGUGUAAUCCUGACAAGAUGGAGUCUGUAGGUAUGGCUUGAUCAUCUUCGGCUCUUUCUUGUGGCAUCUCUGGGUUAAUGAAUUUACCUGUUGUGUGAAAUUUGCCAGGUGAAAGUUGUAAAGAAAGCCUGUCUGGAGACCUGACCCUUUGCUUGUUAUUAGUAUCGCCAAGAUACCAUCACCGAGACCCAAGAGCACCUACGCUCCUGAGUCAUUCACACCUCUGUUCUGCUGUAAUAGCCUUUCUACUAGCUCUUUUCUGUGCACUGAAUUCACUACACAUUUGCUCAUAUGUGGAACAGUGCUAGUAAACUGAAUGUAGAUCUCAGGCAUGCAACACGAGACAAGGCUUAACACAAGUUCCAACUUGUGUUCUGUGCUUCCCAUCCAGCCGUUUUUCUUUCCCUUUCGCAUUAUAAAUCUGUGAACAUGUUGUACAAGCAAGGCCAGAUCUCUAUAUUUAUCAGACCAAAAUAUUUUCAAGACAGUGGUUGCUACCAAAUAAAACUAGAUCCAACUUUU
Molecule: messenger RNA, 3499 nt
Organism: Dermacentor andersoni
Lineage: Eukaryota; Metazoa; Arthropoda; Arachnida; Ixodida; Ixodidae
Biological process (GO): protein targeting; phosphatidylinositol phosphate biosynthetic process; intracellular signal transduction
Cellular component (GO): mitochondrial outer membrane translocase complex; phosphatidylinositol 3-kinase complex
Molecular function (GO): 1-phosphatidylinositol-3-kinase regulator activity
Source: RefSeq, a predicted model, not a curated record